CUAUUUAUAAUUUGUUGGGUGAUAAGCAAGGCGAAAAUCCCAUCAAAAGUAAGGAUUAAUGAAGAAUAUAAUAUUCACGAGUAUGAUAAAGGUCCGACUAACGGAUGUCAAACAGCACUAGAUUAUGGACUACCCGUAGUAAGGCUCUGGUUGGCUCACUCUCGUCUAUCUACGGUGAAAAACGCUAUUGCCGGCAAAAUCAAUGAAGUGCCCUCUCAAAAGAGGUCGACUGAGGAGCUUGUUGAGUAA
Messenger RNA from Acaulospora colombiana, 249 nucleotides. The record is from the annotation of a GenBank genome assembly. NCBI's taxonomy places the organism in Eukaryota, Fungi, Glomeromycota, Glomeromycetes, Diversisporales, Acaulosporaceae.